Molecule: messenger RNA, 2854 nt
Organism: Prosopis cineraria
Lineage: Eukaryota; Viridiplantae; Streptophyta; Magnoliopsida; Fabales; Fabaceae
Product: galactinol--sucrose galactosyltransferase-like
Exons: 4
Coding region: 144-2465 (773 amino acids)
Molecular function (GO): galactinol-sucrose galactosyltransferase activity
Source: RefSeq, a predicted model, not a curated record
UAAGGACACAAUACUGCGGCCAGUGUUUUAUUUUUGGGAUCUGAAGCUUGUAGUUUCUCAAAUCUCCCAUCCUAUUUAUUCACGUACUCUUCAUACCCUACCUCAGAUCCAGAGCCAAUACCGGCUCCUCAAAACUCUCUCCCAUGGCCCCUAUCAUCCGCAAGAACAAUGCCCUGCCAAAAACGGGCCUCUUCCAAGAAAGUUUAUCAUCCUCCAUUAAGCUCGAAGCAUACACCUUCCUCGCCAAUGGCCACCCGAUUCUCACCCAAGUCCCGCCAAACAUCACAGCAACCUCGGCCAACAACGUCAGCCCCGUCGGUUGCUUCGUCGGCUUUGACUCCGACCGUCCCAGUAGCUGCCACGUGGUUCCCCUCGGAAAGCUCAGUGGGAUCAAGUUCAUGAGCAUUUUCAGAUUCAAGGUAUGGUGGAGCACCCACUGGGCCGGAAGUAAAGGAAGCGACUUGGAGAACGAAACCCAAGUGAUGAUGCUGGAGAAUUGCGAUCUCUUGCGUCGUCCAUACGUCCUUCUUCUUCCCCUCAUCGAAGGGCCUUUCAGAGCUUCUCUUCAACCUGGUCUCCACGAUUACGUCGACAUUUGCUUGGAGAGUGGCUCCACGAGCGUCUCUGGUUCUACCUUCAGAAGCUGUUUGUACAUCCACGCGGGAGACGAUCCUUAUAACUUGAUGAAGGAAGCCAUGAAAGUGAUAAGAGACCAUCUGGGGACGUUCAAGCUUCUUGAAGAGAAAACCCCUCCGGGAGUAGUGGACAAGUUUGGAUGGUGUACUUGGGACGCGUUUUAUCUCAAGGUGAAUCCAGAAGGAGUUCGGGAAGGCGUGAAAGGCCUCGCGGAGGGGGGGUGCCCUCCAGGUUUCGUCAUAAUCGACGACGGCUGGCAAAGCUUCUGUCACGACGGAGACGAAACCGUCGGCGAUAGUGGAAGCUUGAACUGUUCAAUACCCGGAGAGCAAAUGCUCAACAGGCUUACAAGUUUCGAAGAGAACAGCAAGUUUAAGGAUUACUAUAGCCGGAGGAGUCCUUCGGAUAGAGGGCUGGGUGCCCUUUCGAGGGACCUGAAGGAGGAGUUCAAGAGCUUAGAGCAUGUGUACGUGUGGCAUGCGUUUUGUGGGUAUUGGGGUGGGCUUAGGCCCAAAGUUCCGGGCCUGCCUGAGGCGAAGGUGGUUGUUCCCAAGUUGUCGGAGGGUGCGGCGAAGACCAUGACGGAUCAGGCGGUGGUGAAGAUACUGGAAGUCGGCGUAGGAUUGGUGGCACCGGAAGAGGCUCACAAGUUGUACGACGGACUCCAUUCUCACCUGCAAUCUGCGGGUAUUGACGGCGUCAAGAUUGAUGUCACCCAAAUUCUGGAGAUGCUAUCAGAGGAAUAUGGGGGUCGUGUUGAACUCUCCAAAGCUUACUACAAAGCCCUCACCGACUCAGUGAAGAAGCACUUCAAAGGCAACGGCGUCAUCUCUAGCAUGCAGCAAUGCAACGAUUUCAUGUUCCUUGGCACACAAACCAUUUCUCUCGGCCGAGUUGGUGAUGAUUUUUGGAGCAUCGACCCUGCGGGAGAUCCGAACGGUACGUAUUGGCUUCAAGGAUGUCAUAUGGUGCACUGUGCCUAUAACAGCUUGUGGAUGGGAAAUUUCUUUCACCCUGAUUGGGACAUGUUCCAGUCCGAUCACCCCUGUGCUGAAUUCCACGCUGCUUCACGGGCCAUCUCCGGUGGCCCUGUUUAUGUCAGUGACUCUGUUGGCAACCAUAACUUCAAACUCCUCAACAAGCUCGUCCUCCCUGAUGGCUCCAUCCUCAGGUGCCAACACUACGCCCUCCCCACCAGAGACUCCUUGUUUCAAGACCCUCUUCAUGAUGCCAAAUCCAUGCUCAAAAUCUGGAACCUCAACAAAUAUACGGGGGUUUUGGGGGUGUUUAAUUGCCAAGGAGGAGGAUGGUGCCGUGUUACGAGGAGAAACAGAAGCGCCAGUGAGUGUUCAAAGAGAGUGAGUUGCUUGGCGAGUCCUGAGGACGUUGAAUGGAGCAAGGGGAUGACUCCAGUAUGCGUAACAGAGGAGGACGUGUUUGCUGUGUACAUGAUCAGGGACCACCAGUUGAAGCUGCUGAAGUGGUCGGAGAGUGUGGAGAUUUCCCUCGACCCCUUCAAUUACGAGCUCUUGACAAUCUCUCCGGUGACGGUGAUGCCGAAGAGAUCAAUCCAUUUUGCUCCGAUUGGAUUGGUGAAUAUGCUAAACUCGGGUGGGGCAAUUCGGAGUAUGGAAUUUGGGAAGCUGGAAAAUGAGGUGAUCAUUGGGGUGAGAGGACAUGGGGAGAUGAGGGUGUUUGCUUCAGAGAAGCCUGUGAGCUGUGAAGUUGAUGGAGUGGCCGUUGAAUUUAGUUACGAGGAUAAGAUGGCUAACGUUCAUGUUCCCUGGACUGCUUCUUCAAGGUUGUGUGUGGUGAAGUACUUGUUCUGAGUCAAGCUUGGUAGCUUUGGUGGCUCUCUGUUCCUAGUAAACUCACAAAUACGAAUCCAUUGGCAGAUUUGAUGGGCAAGCGUCAAUGGAUUUCAUUUUAGGAAUUUAGAUAGUCAAACAAUUAUAAGUUAUUACUACAUUAGACUUCAAAUAUGAUUCCUCUUUUGGGAUUUGCUUAGCAAGUUAGCCACACUUCCCUUCUUGGCUAGGUUCAGUAAGGUUACUUGCUGUUCAUGGAUAUUAGUUUUCUGACGAUUUCAGCUUGUGCUGUACAUGAUCUGAUUAUAUCUUCCAUGACUUGUGGUUAUGUAAGCGUACUUAGCUUGGUCACAAAAAUCUAUGGACACUUAAUUGAAUAGGCUCUUGGUCAGCCCUUAACAGAGUCUUCA